AGAAGUGGUAGGCAAAGAGAACUGUGAAGUCGAGAACAGAAUCAAUAUAGCACAGAUUCAACGGAAAUAAUAAUAAUUACUACAGUCCCCCCGUAGCACACACACCCGCCCGCACAAAAGCCGGAAGGCAACAACAGCGCGAAACCUGAAGCGCGCACCCACGCAAGCUACAAUAAUGUUUGGAACGCUUUUCUUCGACGAGUCGCGGGUCGCAACCGCGUUUCGCAUUCGUCGCACACCACAGACGACCGGGGCGACGUCAGCCCACGGCGCUACAGCGUCCCAACACGCCAGCAGCGAAAUCCUCGCGCUGUCGCACCGAUGCGCGUUUAGCUGCCGCGGUGAAGUCGCCCUCCCCUCGCUGCGGGCGUCGCUGCUGUGGUGGCUGGACACGGACGCCGGCGUGGUCCAGCUUCUCGUGGUGAACGACGGCGAAAGCAGCCAGGCUGCACGAGCGUGUCAGUCUCGUCUCCUCUCCAUCGAGGUGCCCGCCAAGCACCCGAGCGAGGUGGUGACGUGCGGGGUGACGCGAAACUACAUGUACGACAAUGGAGUGGCGGUGGUGUGGGUGUUGGGGGGUGGGGGCGGCAGCGCGCUCGAUGCUCCGCAGCGGCUGCGGCAGCCGGGCAACUGCUUGAUGGCCGGUUUUGCACAGAUCACCGUGCAGCGAGACGUGGACAACACCGGUCACAGCAGCCUCCUCCUUGUGCCGGACGAGCAAAUCGUGGAGUGUGCGCCGCUGACCCGCAUCCCAAGCGAGGCAUUUGCGACGAGCACGGCAGGGUGCAGAGGCAGUGCCUGCGUGGUGGCGGAGCUGGCGGAGGCCGCGUCGGCGCGCACCAUCUCGCUCGUUGUACUCACCGACGGCGCACGUCUCUGGCGCGCGGAGCUGUACGGCGACGGCGCCGUCAGCGUGAGCGAGGUGGGCGACGAGCACCGCCGCAACUUCCUCCGCUCCUUCUGCGAUGGUAACGAAGAAGUGCGUCUGCUCGACACCCGCACCAUCACCGCUGACUUGCAACGCCUUUCCUCUCCUUCGGCGGACUCGUCUUUUCAGCUGUCGAUGUCCGACGCAAGUGCGCCGGAUCCGUCGAGCCCAUCAUCAUCACCUCCUAACAGGCGGUGGAUUCGCCGGUUUUUAGGCAACAGCACCAACGACGGUGACGCGUUGCUGAGCGGUGAUGCAGCAGGCAGUCUCCCUGACGUCGGCCUCCCCGUCACCAUCAAGCGACGCCUGUACGCCGCUGUGAGUGCGAUCCAGCUGAGCCCCUUUAUCGCCCUCACACGGUGGAACGGUCAGGUGGAGAUUUACGAUGUAGCUGGAGGUGCUCUGCAACUGGCGCCGCAGUACCCCAUUGGCGUUUUACCCCACGCAGCACUGCGCUCCGUGACGGAUUACGCAGAUGUUCGCCCACCUGCCAAGAGCGGCAAGACGAAGCAGCAGGGCCCGCAGAAUCGCAUCAACGCGCUGCCGGCGGGCGCGACCGCGCAGUGGGCGACGCGAGACCCCCGCACGCAGCUCGUGCACGUCAUCACCUGCCUCGGCGACGAUGGAGAGGGCCGCCCCUGUCUGUGGACGUCGUUACCGCCUCUGCCGCCCACCACAAACCUUGAUGGCGCGGUGCAGGACCACGCGGGCGAGAUCUUAGCGCAACACUGCACCGUUAGUGUGGCGCCGCCGACGCUGGCCAGCACGCCUCUCGCCUGUGCUGUGACUGCCAACGGCGGGCGUUUGAUUCUGGUGUGCGACAUCGGCUCUGAGGAGGACGGGCACCUGCUGUGCUCUCGUUCGCUGGGAGCCCUGACGCUGCGCGGGGACUCGUCGGACUCCGUUGGCGUAGCAACGGUGGUGCAGGUAGUGGAGGCAGAGGUCAACGACGGCGGACUUCACGGUCUGCUGCGCACAAGUCGGCUGCACGGGUAUUUGUGCCAAGGCGUCCGCAUGCAGGGUGUUGUCACCCGGGGGGAGGCGGUGGUGCUGGUAGGGCGGGGCUUGCAGCCGUGCCGCCUAUUUACGAUGGAGGAUGCGGCCGCCGAUGCGCUGAUGCAGAUCACAGAAGGUGUGGUGGUCGGCGUAGAGGUGGAAGACGUGUAUGGAAUUUCAAUGGCCGGCCGUUCUCCUUCAUAUGGCAACCAGGAUGCCCCAGAGCUCGUCACCGCGGGUAGUGGUGCUGGUAGUGGCACACUCGGGUGUCCGCCCCGUGUACACUACGUCCCCCUUGUCGAGGCGCCACCGCAAUCGCAGCCACCGUUGUUCUCUUUCGUGGAGUCAGCUGGCGAUCCAUUUGCGGUAUAUUGGGAGGGUGUGGAUGUAAUUCAGUCAUGCGCCCACGGUGCGCGGCUCAUGGCGGAGCUGCUGGCGGACGUACUGCAGUCAACGACUCCCGUGACGGAGAUGGCUUCGCUGCCCCGCUUCUUGAGUGAGGCGCACCUCAGUGGGUACACCGCGUCACUGCAACGCGGUGCCCCUACCACACGAGCCUCCGUCCUGGCCGCGGUGCAAUUGGCGCUGAACCCGUCGUCGUGCAGCUGCCGCAGCUCAGAUGAGCGCCGUGCCUCGCCUGCCUUCUACGAGUACAGCCGUCUCUACGUGACGCAGGCCGCCAUGGGCAAACUUCUGUCGCGGUUGACGUUCCUGACCACGACAUAUCUUGGCUGGCAGAGCACGCAGUCUGUUGCCGUUGCGCCGACGCUUUCCACCGCGCAGAGCGGUGACGCCGGGCCGUCAGCGGACUGGUUCACGCAGCAACUGGUGACCGCCUUGGAGGUGCUGGUGGCGGCCUACCACGCCGUGCCGUCCGCCGGGUCAGAUAUCGUUCAGAUGGCGCCGGUGGCCGACGACGGCACGCAACCGACCAGCGCGUCGAUCAUGGCGGCGUUGUUGCCGAGUGUCUCGUGCGACGUCAGCGCCGCGUCUUGUGCCACGCGCUCCCUCUCCGUCGUGCAGGUGGUCAACCGGCUGCGUCGGUGCGGCACUCCGCGAAUGGCGUGUGCCUGCACCGCCUGGGUCAAGCAGCUCACCCAUCGCUUCCCGCUGCUGCAGCACUACCAGCUGCUUUCCCUGCUGGACACGGCCGCCGCCCCAACGCAGUCUGCGCGUGUACAGGCGUGCUGCGAACGCGUGUGCCAGGCAUUAGCGCGCGAGACGGCCGAUGACGUCGUGAACCUGCUUUUCCUGGAGGGUCUUUUCCUCCUCGAUGUUGGCGGAACUGGCAGCGGCUCGGCCUUUCGUGCGCUGCCGUUGGAGGAGAUCGUCGCGUUCUUGUCCGCCGAACCUGCCAUGGGCCCGAAGCUGUACGCUGUUGGUGUGCUUCGUCGAGUCACCGGCCUGGGUGCUUUGUACACCUCCUUAAACACCACCGUCACGCGGCACUACUUACACGCCAUGCUGGUCGCGUGCGAUGAGGCGGCGGAGCGGCUCCAGCGGCGUGCUUCUGCCAGAUCUACCGCCGUGCUUCAGCUGCCCUUUCAACACUUGCGCCGUGCCUUUGCGGAGCUGCAGGUGGACGUGCUGCUCACCGCCGCCCAGGCGCGCGUGUCGCAGGCGGACAUGGCGGGCAGCUUCCACGACCUGCAGACCGCGCUCGACCUGAUGCUGCGCUACAAGUGUCUCCCCAUCUAUGCAGAGGUCGUCCAGCUGAUUUUGAGCAGCACCGUCGAGGUGGCGUGUGCCUCGCAGGCAAACAUGCGUGCGCUGCUGCGUGCGACGACCAUCGGCGCCGCGCAGCUGGAUGAGUCCCUCAUUUUAAAGUGGUACAACUACGUCGCGCGACUGCCGACGAAGAGCGCCUCGGAGGCGACGGAGGCGUUGCGCUACCGCGCCAUCAUGGGCUUGCAUCGGUACUUGAUGAAUCACCACAGCUACGCCCAGUGCGCGCAUCUCAUGUCCAGCCUCGCCACCCUCAUCCGCUGCUCUCCGCUGCGUCGCAGUGCCGCAACCGGCAUCUCCGUCAGCGAGCUGGCCGGGCUGGCCCUCCACGCUGCCAGUCGAAUCGCGCCGUCCGUGCCGAUGCCGGAAAGCGGACGGCCCGCGGGUGAUCUCGCGGGGGGUGCGAUGACAGCAGCCGCAACAUCAACGGCGACAACAUCGCAGAGCACGUCGCCGACGGCCGUCAUGACGGGCUCGCCGCUUUCCUUGGGCUACUCCUGGCAGCCCGCCUCCCUCUCCGCCUCCCCCCUGCCGACGGACCCCGCGAAAGUGGCUGCAGCGGAGACGUCAGCGACCGCGGCGGCAACCGGCACGGCGCGCUGGUUGACCCGCGCCGACAUCCCAUGGCUACAGCGUCGUCUCUACCAGGCCCAGUGCGAGCGUCAGCUGUGGCGCCGCGGCUGCACGUUGGACUGCACGGACCUGUGGGUCGAAGGCGCGCCGGUGGACGCCUACCGCGCCGGUGUGGAGAAGCUGGUGUGUGCGCUGAUGCAGACCCGCCUGUGGCCGCAGGCCUUCCGUUUCGCUUGCCUGUCCGAGGUGUACGACGCGUGCGGGGUACUGGAGGAGUGGGCGGUAGACCUGCUGCAAGGGGCUCAGCGCAGUCGCGACAGAGCCCUAGACGAGGCAAGCGCAGGGGCGCAGCAAGCCGACCGUACUGCGGCGUGGGAGGAGCUGAUCCGUUACUGCGGCGAGCUCUCCACCCUCGAGAACCAGUUUUCCGGGUUUGUGCGCACCGUGACGACGGCGCUGACGUGCGCCUACGAGGCGGUACCGGCGGAGCUGCUCGCCGCCCACCGAGUGACGGACGCCUACACGGCCAUGUCGACCCUCUUCCGCGUAGCGCUGGUGCUGCGCCGGCGGGCGGAUGACGCUGCUCAGGGGUCCCUACGCGACGACGAGGAAGGGGCGGGGAAAGACGAAGACACAGACGAGACUCAAAACGGUGCGACGUCGUCGUCCGACUCGUCUGAGGAGAGAGGCGGCAGCGCUUCCGCCGCGAACAAAACGCCAGCAACUACGGCGGCCGUGGUGGCCGCGACGCGGCGCGAUGUGUGGCGUGCACUGAGUGCUGCGGCACGUAUUGGACUAGAGAUUCUGGAGAAUCCCGCAGACUCCCGAGCGGCGAGGACGAGGGGGAGGGUGACGGGAAAUGAGGAGGAGGAAACGGUCCAGCGGCAUGUACGUUCGUUGUUGCCUCUUACCUCGCCGGUAGCGUCUGCGGCCCGCAGGGACUUUUCGCCUUUCACGGCGGGUGUGCUGGAUCCGAUGGCGGUCUGUGCGACGGAGCUGCUGCGCACGCCGGCCUACAGAGACGCACUGCCGUCUGUGCCCGGUGCACAGGAGAACGUUGAUCGGUUUUUGAACGGCAUCAACGCCCCCUGGGGCGGGGGCAGGCAGUGA
Molecule: messenger RNA, 5332 nt
Organism: Leptomonas pyrrhocoris
Lineage: Eukaryota; Euglenozoa; Kinetoplastea; Trypanosomatida; Trypanosomatidae
Exons: 1
Coding region: 176-5332 (1718 amino acids)
Source: RefSeq, a predicted model, not a curated record